Molecule: messenger RNA, 2037 nt
Organism: Photinus pyralis (common eastern firefly)
Lineage: Eukaryota; Metazoa; Arthropoda; Insecta; Coleoptera; Lampyridae
Exons: 6
Coding region: 16-1974 (652 amino acids)
Source: RefSeq, a predicted model, not a curated record
GAGCAGGUUGUCCGAAUGCCUCACCACCGUCUCUUUUCAUAUGGUUCACAGGUUUACAAGCUAAUUUGCACUCACCUAGUGUAUACAUUUGACAACAAGGCAAAUCAAUGCAUACCAAAUGGAACUGCGCUCAGUUGCAAGAGAAAAAUGCAGUUGAUCUCACCGUACAUUGCAUUGUUACUAAUGGCCGUUACGGCGGCCCGUGCCCAAUUCAAUUUAAUGGAUGUGCUCGGGGGUAUCACGGGAGGAGGCUCCGACGAUGAUUCCGAGGACGAUUAUGGCGACUACAUGGGACUGGUUCAAGAUCUAAUUCAGGGCGCUACUAAAAUCGCAGAGUCCGUUGCGUCCGGAUUUAUGGCGUCUUUGAAGGAUAAUUCGAUGGAUGUAGAGACUCGAAUGCAGUAUAGUAACGGGACCGAUUUGAGUUAUCGCACGGUCGAGGAUUUUAGCAGAAAUAUCACAUUGCACAAUAUUCAGUCGGUCAAAAUGAUCUUGCAGCUGAUUCACGAGUCGUUUGUUACGCGAAAUGGCGAGCAAAUGCAAGAUGCAGUUUUCGAUCCGAUUGCAGCGAUAUUGCAGGACACUGACGGUGACAUGAUGUGUAAGACCAAUCAGUCGGCGCAACAGCUCGUAUACGGCAUCUACUCGGCCAUCCAAAGGAUCGAGCAAAAGGGAUUCCUAAUUCUACAGUUUUCCUACACGUUGCUUAGACUAUACAACGACGGCAAGGAUGACAAGAGGUACAUAAAAAAAGCGGAGCAGGUUAGAAAUUUACAGGUGAAACGAGCGUUGGAACUGGCCAAGGUUGCCAAAAAACUUCUGCCGACCCUCUCGAGAGAAUUUCGCAGAUGCGAUCCGCUCGAACACGUCGCGGGCAGAACGUACUUGGAGAUUACCCAAUUGCUGCAGGGCCAUAUACAGAACAUAGUCGAUUUAAAUAGCAAGGGAUCGUGUCUAGGUAAUUGUGGCAGCUACGCGUUGACAAAGAGCUACGGCUGCCAAGAUGAUCGCUCUUGUAGUAAGCUGCAUCAGUGCCGUGGAAAUAUCAUGAGUUGCAAAUUUAUUGAUUCCGAUAUGCAAGUCUGUCCAGCAGGGAACGACACUAACCGACGGUAUGACUACGUUGAGUAUGCAAAUGGUCGUCUUCUUGGGCAAAAGCAUGAGUGUCGCAAUAGUAUCUUUAACGUGGCCAGUUGGUGGUGGCUAAUUUCUCACUGCACUUACUGCUUCUGCUUAUGCGACGAAGAAGGUGCUAACUCAGAUCGAUACUUUAAUUUACGCCCAGUAUUUGCUGAUGUAUUGAACAACAUGGUGGUGACCGGUCUACGUUUUACCAAAGUCAAUCGCGUCAUCCACCUACAAAUUCAGGAGGGUCAACUGUUGCCAAAAGGCGAAAUUGAUAACAAGACUCUUCGCUGGGUUCCAGUCGACGGUUACGACAUUAACGAUGGUAAUGUGAUCAACGGCCGCGAUUAUCACACUCUCACUUGGGAGCAACGCAGCGUUGAUCUCGACGAUUUAAUAGCCGAAGACGAGCAUGUUCUUACAGGCGUUCACUUCCAAAUCGUCCGUGGACAUCUGAACCUCCAAAUUUUAGUAACCCCGUUCGACCACGAAAAAGGGUUGUUAAUUCAGCCAGCACAACUUGGCAGAUGGGUAAACGGUACCACAACUAACAGAACCGAAGUUACGUUGGACAAACCGGGAGUACCCGCUCGCGCCGGAUCGGCUUGUUGGCCCGAUUCCAAAACUGGGCAGUACGUAACCUUUACACACACGGAUUUAGAGAGCGAUGCCGCCCAGACUACUGUGCCGUUCUUGGAUGCUCAGCCUGUUGUUCCGAAAACUGCCGUACCCUUGGCGGGCGCGGGGCUCUAUCACAGGGGUGAAAGUAGUUCGGGUGGUUUCAUUGCGCCAAAAAUUAUUACGUAUGACUUCGGAAUGCGUGUGGAACUGAAGCUUUUGGGAAAGUAAAUAAAAAAAUGUGAUUGGCUUAUAUAAUUGACAAUAAAUUGUCUGCUAUUAGACUCCCGCUAA